Cryptosporidium muris RN66 is the source of this 471-nucleotide messenger RNA. RefSeq lists its product as uncharacterized. The coding region runs from base 1 to 471 and encodes 156 amino acids. The transcript is spliced from 4 exons. Lineage: Eukaryota; Apicomplexa; Conoidasida; Eucoccidiorida; Cryptosporidiidae. The record is from RefSeq and is a predicted model, not a curated record.
AUGAAUAAAAUAUCUAAAGUAGCUACGAUUUUCCUGCAAUGCUUAUUAUCUGUAAAGGUUACAGGUAUUGCAGAUGCAACAGCAUUCUUUAAUGCUCUUAGUGAUUACUAUGGAAGAGACUUUUCAAAUAUUCAUGAAAUGAUAGUAUACUGUAAUGAUAAACUAAGACCUCUACUUUUGGAGAUUUCAUACAGUAGCUCAUAUAACCAUGGAGAAUUUAUUGGAAUAAAAAGUAAUUUAUUUGGAUCUGAUAUUUUCCCUAGUGAGCCUAAUAUAGAUAAGGCUGCCUUUUGGACAUUAGGAUUUAAGAGAUCAAAAGAAUAUAAUAUUUGCAAAGCUACUUCAGAUGGGCCAAUCCCAGAGACUGAAGUUCUAAACUUGAUAAUUAGCAAUACAAAGUAUUCUAAACAAUAUGGUAUGUUCCUUAAUGCCCACUUUGCAGAUAAAUUUAUACAAUUUGUGCAGUUCUAA